AUGGGAUCAAUGUCUUCUCCUCUGACUAUUUCUGCAGAGCCACUGAAGCAACCGGUUGCGGUCGGCCACAGCAGCCCCUCUCUCUUGACGACACAGGCAGGGUCAAAAUCUCUGUUGUGGAAGUCUAGGAUUGAGAAGAAGAGAGCAUUGACUCUGGUUGCUGCCAUUGGAGAUGUAUCUGCUGAUGGCACCCCCUACCUGAUAGCUGGAGCUGCUGCAGUGGCUCUGCUUGGAACUGCCUUCCCAAUUAUCUUCUCCCGCAAGGACCUGUGUCCCGAAUGCGAUGGGGCGGGCUUCGUUCGGAAGUCAGGGGUGACCCUGAGAGCUAAUGCAGCACGGAAGGACGAGGCUCAGAUUGUCUGUGCUCGGUGCAAUGGCCUUGGCAAGCUCAACCAAAUCGACAAAAGAUAG
Molecule: messenger RNA, 411 nt
Organism: Prunus armeniaca (apricot)
Lineage: Eukaryota; Viridiplantae; Streptophyta; Magnoliopsida; Rosales; Rosaceae
Source: the annotation of a GenBank genome assembly